This is a messenger RNA of Oncorhynchus tshawytscha (Chinook salmon), 1996 nucleotides long. RefSeq names its product ADP-ribosylation factor-like protein 8B-A. NCBI's taxonomy places the organism in Eukaryota, Metazoa, Chordata, Actinopteri, Salmoniformes, Salmonidae. Gene Ontology annotation, molecular function: GTP binding; GTPase activity. Gene Ontology annotation, cellular component: lysosomal membrane. The record is from RefSeq and is a predicted model, not a curated record. Bases 150 to 701 code for a protein of 183 amino acids. Gene Ontology annotation, biological process: anterograde axonal transport; protein transport. The transcript is spliced from 7 exons.
CUACUUCCUGUAGACAUACUUUUGUUUGGCCGAACGGAACAGCUGUCUGGAGGCAGAUAGAACCAUAUCAUUAGGAAUUAAUAGGAUCUCUAUGAAUAGAAGUUACUGGUCUUGCUGUACUACUUUUGUGUUCAGUGGCACUCAUCAAGAUGCUGGCGCUAAUUAACAGACUUUUGGACUGGUUUAGGUCUCUCUUCUGGAAAGAAGAGAUGGAGCUCACGUUAGUUGGACUUCAGUACUCCGGGAAAACCACCUUUGUCAAUGUGAUAUCAUCUGGUCAGUUUAGUGAAGACAUGAUUCCCACAGUCGGCUUCAACAUGCGGAAGGUUACCAAAGGCAACGUGACGAUUAAGAUCUGGGACAUAGGUGGACAGCCUCGCUUCAGAAGCAUGUGGGAGAGGUACUGCCGAGGAGUCAAUGCCAUUGUUUACAUGGUGGAUGCAGCAGACCGUGAGAAGGUAGAGGCCUCCAGGAAUGAGCUCCACAACCUGUUAGACAAGCCUCAGCUACAAGGCAUCCCUGUUCUAGUGCUUGGUAACAAGAGAGAUCUUCCCAGUGCGCUUGACGAGAAGCAACUCAUCGAAAAAUUGAAUUUGUCAGCCAUCCAGGACAGAGAAAUCUGUUGUUACUCUGUUUCCUGCAAAGAGAAGGACAACAUAGAUAUCACUCUGCAGUGGUUAAUCCAGCAUUCCAAGUCUUGAAGGAGCUGAGAGUGUAGGUCCAGCCUGCUUCUGUGUCCUCCUUGCUGCCUCUGAAGUGGUUCUCUACCGCCCUGUCUACUCUCAACCCACCACCACAUUCUGCACCGUUUGUGUAGUCUUCAAUUCACCACCACAACACCAACCACUGCUUACACUGCUUAGUCGUUCAGUUGUCACAAUACAGUGAUGAAGGACAGCGGAGAGUACCUACUCAUCAUACCUGUUUUCAGUGGAGAAGUUCUACGGGUUUGUGUCCAUCCUUUGGUUUUAACGCUACUAACUGGGUUCAGGGAGUCUCAUGACCUCCCAGCCCACUGGCAUCAUAUCAGUUUGACUCUGUAUUUAGGUGGUGGAAUCCAGUCUCUUCAUUCAGUAUCUACUCCAGUUCAAUGUCCCCAUUUGGUGUCAAUGUAAUAUUGUUUGAUUAUAAUUAAGGUUUUUGCCAAAACACGUCGCAUGUGUGAAUGCCUUUAUAUCCUGACACACUGUGAUAUAUAUAUAUAUAUUGUACGUUAAUUGAUUUGCUGGUCAAUGGACAUAUUUAAUGAUGUAUUUUAUGAAGUGGCUUACGGUUUACAUGACAUGGAAAGUAAGACUGUAUGGAAUGCUGUAGUCUUGAGCUCAAUCCUAAAAGGGGUCUGCAGAGUUUUAAGUGCCUUCUGCAAAAUCUCUUUGAUUUCUGGAGCAAAUUAGCUUUUCAUGCAAGAAGAUGAUCAUCACACCAUACAGAUAUGCUGUACAUAAUGAAUGUUUUGACCCACGUCAUUUACUUAGUUGUCUCUGGACAUGUUCAUUCAACUCUGUAGAAUCCCACGUUAUUUAAUGCACUUGUGUAAAUAUGCUUCAAUAAUGAAAAGUCAUUGAUGUAAAUAGGAUGAAAUGUAGCUUGAUUUGAAGGGGAAGCAGAAAAACUGGAAGUUCGCCACAUUUUGUGAAAGAUGAAUAAUGAUGAUACUUUUCAGAUUGUAACUGCUUUUUGAGUGUCUGUCUCAUUGGUUACUCUUGAAUAUCAAGCCCACAGAGGGUCAUAUAAUUAAAUUGAUCAGAAAGCCAGCCAGUGUUACUCAUGGAGGAGGUUAUGGCAGAUGAUGUCACUCAAUUCCUCACAAUGAUGAUCAGUCUCCCUCAUCUGUUGUCUGAGAGAGUUUUACAUGGAUGCUUUGUCAUCUCUAAGCUUUUGCUUGAAUAAUUAUGUAUUUUGUGAAGCCUUACUGAUCCAAGGAAAAUGCUGCAAGCCACAAGAUGUCACCUGUCUUAGUUUCACAUGUUAUAUUAAAGUCAAUGUCAGUUCUACA